UAACAGAAAAACCUCGCGCGCGCUGCAGUUCCUCUUCACUGCUCCUGUGCGGCUCAGCGCGCGCGGGUCUGCCUUGUACUGCGCGCGAGCUCUGACUCCACACCUUACAGAAACCAUGGGUUGUAAAAAAUCCAAGCUGAGCGAUGGGCAGAGUGGAGGUUCGUUUGGUGUGAAGAAGCGUGAGCCUGUACAACCUGACAAAACGGUAUAUGUGAGAGAUCCAACCUCCCCUAAACCCCAUACUAUAAGUACUUCUCCUCCGUCAGGACUCUUACCUGGACAGAGAUUCCAGCAAAUGGAAGAGCAACAUGAGCAAAAUGGCAAAAUAGUCGUCUCGCUGUAUGCGUACGAGGCGAUCCAUCAGGACGAUCUGGGAUUUAAGAAAGGGGAGAAGUUGAAGGUUCUUGAAGAGCAUGGCGAAUGGUGGAAGGCCAAAUCUCUGAGCACAAAGAAAGAAGGUUUCAUCCCGUCCAAUUACGUCGCCCAGGUCGACACCAUGGAGACAGAGGAAUGGUUCUUCAAAGAUAUUACAAGAAAAGAUGCAGAACGACAACUGCUAGCGCCUGCUAACAAACCCGGGUCGUACCUUAUCCGCGAGAGCGAGACGUCCAAAGGAAGCUACUCGCUGUCCAUCCGAGACGUGGGUCCCCAGGGGUCAGACGUUGUAAAACAUUACAAAAUCCGGAGUCUGGACAACGGCGGCUACUACAUCUCCCCUAAAAUUACAUUCCCAGAUAUUACGAAAAUGAUCCAUCAUUACCACAAGCAAUCAGAUGGGUUGUGUCGUAAACUGGAGAGGGCGUGUGAAAAGCCCAAAGCGCAGAAACCAUGGGAUAAAGAUGCAUGGGAGAUCUCGAAAGAGUCCAUCAAGAUGGUGAAGAAGCUCGGGGCGGGGCAGUUCGGAGAGGUGUGGAUGGCGUAUUACAACAACAGCACCAAGGUGGCGGUGAAGACGCUGAAGCAGGGCACCAUGUCGGUCGAGGCGUUCCUGGAGGAAGCGAACCUGAUGAAGACGCUCCAGCACGACCGGCUCGUUCGCCUCUACGCCGUCGUCACCAAAUGCGAGCCCAUCUACAUCAUCACAGAGUUCAUGGCUAACGGAAGCUUGCUGGAUUUCUUGAAAAGCAGCGGCGGCUCCAAUUUACAGCUUCCCAAACUGAUCGAUUUCUCAGCUCAGAUAGCAGAAGGCAUGGCCUACAUCGAGAAGAAGAAUUACAUCCACCGAGAUCUGAGAGCCGCCAACGUGCUGGUGUCCGAGAGCCUGCUGUGUAAGAUCGCAGACUUCGGCUUGGCCAGGGUCAUCGAGGACGAUCAGUACACGGCUAGAGAAGGAGCGAAGUUCCCUAUCAAGUGGACUGCACCGGAGGCGAUCAAUUACGGUUCCUUCACCAUCAAGUCUGACAUGUGGUCCUUCGGGAUUCUCAUCUAUGAAAUUAUCACAUACGGGAAAAUCCCUUAUCCGGGAAUGAGCAACAGCGAGGUCAUGUCGUCUGUGCAGCGCGGCUACCGCAUGCCCCGGCCGGAAAACUGUCCCCCCGAACUGUACGACAUCAUGAACACCUGCUGGAAAAAUAAACCCGAGGACCGACCCACCUUCGACUACAUGCAGAGCGUACUGGACGACUUCUACACGGCCACCGAGGGGCAGUACCAGCAGCAGCCCUGAGCCACGCCCCCUCCACCCCCC
Molecule: messenger RNA, 1687 nt
Organism: Clarias gariepinus (North African catfish)
Lineage: Eukaryota; Metazoa; Chordata; Actinopteri; Siluriformes; Clariidae
Gene: lyn
Product: LYN proto-oncogene, Src family tyrosine kinase
Exons: 13
Coding region: 116-1666 (516 amino acids)
Biological process (GO): protein phosphorylation; cell differentiation; cell surface receptor protein tyrosine kinase signaling pathway
Cellular component (GO): extrinsic component of cytoplasmic side of plasma membrane
Molecular function (GO): non-membrane spanning protein tyrosine kinase activity; signaling receptor binding; ATP binding
Source: RefSeq, a predicted model, not a curated record